GGAACGGAACUAGGGGGUCGGCAUUUGCGUGUGGAUUGGAAACACAUUGGAAGGGGGUUAGCCUGCUAGUCGGAAGAAUCUUACCGAAUGUGUCUUGUCGACUUUUUUGUUUAGUCUUCUUAAUAUAUAUUCCGGGUGUCGAGGAGUCCUCAGUUGUCACAGAGGCCAGCUCGGAUUUGAAAGAUGGCAGACUCAGAGCCUCAAAGCCCUCCCCCACAGCCACAGGCAGGGCCAGUGCAAUUCCUGUUGGCGAAUAAACUAGAAACGGCAAUGUGGCUGUCCCGACUUUUCACAGUCUAUUGCUCGGUCAUGUUCAUUCUUCCCAUCAUGGGGCCAUACGCUGCCAUGAACUUCUACCAGCGGGCGCUACUGGCCAACGCGCUGACCAGCGCCCUGCGGCUUCAUCAGCGGCUGCCCCGCUUCCAGCUCAGCAGGGCCUUCAUGGCCCAGGCCCUGCAAGAGGACAGCUGCCACUACCUGCUCUACUCCCUCAUCCUCGUCAACUCAUACCCCAUCACCAUGAGCAUCUUCCCCAUCUUCCUCUUCUCCCUGCUGCAUGCCACUACUUAUACCACAAAGGUCCUCGAUUCUAUAGGACCCAAUAGCCUCAUGUUUGUGAGGAACUUACUCGCUAAACUCUCAGCCAACCAGCAGAACAUCUUGAAGUUUGUUGCCUGCAACGAGAUCUUCCUCAUGCCUGCUACGGUCUUCAUGCUUUUCAGUGGCCAGGGAAGUAUUCUUCUGCCAUUCAUAUACUACAGGUUCCUUACCCUCCGGUAUUCUUCCAGGCGAAACCCUUACUGCCGCACCCUGUUCACGGAGCUGAGGAUGCUUACGGAGCACCUGAUCAUGAAGCCUGCCUGCCCUGCCUUCUUCAGACGAAUGUGCCUGAACAGCAUUGCCUUCAUCAGCCGCCUGGCCCCAACCGGCGUCUAAACCUGACCUCUCCCACAACACACCCAAACACACACAGGCAUACAACACAGUUACAACACGCACACAUCAUCCUGACUGACACCCAUGUUCAAACACAGCCCUUGCACCCCUGCAGCAAGACCGGAGGAAUUUGCCACCUCUAGAGAGACUGAUGGGUGGAACAGACUCUUCUAUGAAUGCUUCUUCUUUGGCAAGACGUCUCGGCUUCCCCCCCGUCACUUCUCUACCCUUUCUCUUCUCUCUGCUUCUUCCUGAGCUUUUUUUUCUGCACUGGACAAAAAACAGCUGUUUUUUACUGUGUGGCUGGCAGACAGACUUUUUUUAUUAUUUGUUUUGUUUUUAUAACCCUGCACUGUGGUGAACUACCGUGGUAGUGAACACCAGAUCAUUAUGGUUACUGUAUGUAUGUUUGGGUCUUGUAAGAGGUUCUUUUUUUUUUCCCCUCCCCCAAGUCGCGGUGCAUGACAGACUUUGAUCUGUCUCCUCUAGAAUAUAUUUAUUUGUCUUUUUUUCCUAUUCAGAGCUUGAUUAAAAAUUGAGAUUAUUAUUUAUGAUGAAAUUAAUUGUCAUAUGAUAGCAAUUCUAUUCAUUACGUUGUACUUCUGGUCAGAUGUGGGAUUAGUAUCUGGGUACUUGUAGAGUCAACGCAUUGGUUUUUAUCCACCGAAUACAUUUUUUUUUAUACGUAAUUAUACUGCGGAACAGUUGUGCGCUUGUCUUGAGUCGUCUUUUUUUUUUCUUUUCCAAAUUGAAAUGUGAAGUUUGAUACAAUCUGUAUUUAACAGCCUGGGGAACUCUCCAGUCCUCGUUUUGAAUGAAUUGUGCCGUUAAUACAUUUUAAUACAUUUCCAAAUGAUGCCCUAAUUCCUAAAACGUCAAAUUGCUAACAUUUCCCUUAAUGUAGGUCGUGUUUUUUUAAAUGUACUAAUCACUUUUAUUUGGAUUGGCCAUGUGUACUCUGAGGGAACUGUAUUAUUUAAUUUUGUAAGGAGGAUGUUGGCUACAAGAUCAUGGAGUUCAUUCUUGAAGUUCACUUAAAUGUUGAGGCAUGCUUUUCACGUCAGUUUGACUAUUGAACUGUUGAAAAUGUUUGUGAAGCUGGAAGACUUCAGCCUCAUACAGAAGUCAAUAAAACCUUAAUUCCUA
Molecule: messenger RNA, 2082 nt
Organism: Engraulis encrasicolus (European anchovy)
Lineage: Eukaryota; Metazoa; Chordata; Actinopteri; Clupeiformes; Engraulidae
Gene: tmem33
Product: transmembrane protein 33
Exons: 8
Coding region: 184-936 (250 amino acids)
Biological process (GO): endoplasmic reticulum tubular network organization; membrane organization
Cellular component (GO): endoplasmic reticulum; membrane
Source: RefSeq, a predicted model, not a curated record